This is a messenger RNA of Grosmannia clavigera kw1407, 198 nucleotides long. RefSeq lists its product as uncharacterized. NCBI's taxonomy places the organism in Eukaryota, Fungi, Ascomycota, Sordariomycetes, Ophiostomatales, Ophiostomataceae. The record is from RefSeq and is a predicted model, not a curated record. The transcript has a single exon. Bases 1 to 198 code for a protein of 65 amino acids.
AUGAACGAAUGUCUCCGCCUCGCUGCUCCUGAUCGGCUCGAUGACGACCGCAUGCGUCCCGGCUGCUCGCUCGUCGAUGCCCAAGCGCAACGGUGCACACCGCGUCCUCAGUGGCCGCUCUCGGCUCGUCCAAAAACUCCGUCUCCGAGACUAGGAAACGUGACCGGCACCGUAUGCAUCCUGGCAGGCGAUAGGUAA